CACCCUGUGUGUCUGUGUGUUCAGUGUCUUUGUGUGGUUGCUGCGGCAGCAACAGUUUGAGGACGGAGCUUUUAUGAAGCGUCACUGCGUUCCUCUGAGAGCCGACCACGACCUGCUGACCCCCGACACACUGUCGGGGGUCAGGUUACAUCCUGUCCAGGUGAGGUCGGAGGGCAUGGCCUCUUUAUCGGGACAUCUGAGUGACUCGUCCAGCAGCAAAUUGGCUGUUGGCACAACAAGAAGACGCCCCGCGGCAGCGUCUCCAACCCGCCGUCUCCGAUUCGAGGAUGAGACAGAGACUGAGGCAGAGUCUCGUUACCUGGAGCGACAGAGAAGACGGGUGGGGCAUCGAGGGACAGGUAUCCUGCUCUCUAAACCAGAUCUGAACCUGUACGUCAACGGCAGGGCAGGGAUGAAGGGGGUGCGGCCUGUUGUUGACAGACAGCAGAGAGAACUGAUGCCAGCAGGAAGGGUGGAUCAGUGUGACUCCUGUGGGACAGUUUUAGGAGGUGAAAUCAACCUGAACCUCCGUCUACAACCACAUACACCUGAAGACUGGGGCCGGAGUCUGUACAAGCCCAGCCUCAACCUACGGACUGAGCCAAUCAGAGAGACCUACAUUGGCUCCAUCACAGCUGGUGAGACCAGUGGUGGAGGGGGUGGGGAUCGAUGUGUCAUGAACAACCAGCUGAGGAAGAGGACCAAUCAGGUGGAACUUAAUGAAAACCAGGUGACUCCCCCUCCGGCCACGCUUAACACAGACAGGCCAAUCAACCCCUACGCCCCCAACCAGCUGACCACUCCUAAUCAGCCCUCAGAUCUAACCUCGCCCAUCUCCAAAUGCCCCUCCUUCUUGUCUCCUCCUGUGACAUCAGCAAUGAUGUCACAGAUCAGGCUCAAUGGCACAAAGGCAGGGAAGAACCUGAACCAGAACCAGGAGGAGUCCCACAGAGAGCUCCGAUCUCGGGCAGAUUUGAAGGAGAGGAGCCCCUGUGUGGUGGAACAAGGUCUGGAUCUCAGGACGAAGAACUCCUUCUCCUCACUGAGGACCUCAGAGUCAACAGCAGAGUGCCAAGCUCCGCCCACACCAGACAGCAGCAGCGAUGAACAGAUCAUACAGCCAAUGACAGCAGAACUUCACAGUGAUGACGCCUCACUUCCUGAACACUUCAGAAGAAAUCAAUCCUCUCGUCUUUCGCUGCGACAUCUUUUCUCCACUGUCAGACUGAGCAGGAGUCGGACCAGCAGCCUUGACCGCCUCAGCUCACGCCCUGACUCCUCAGCAUCUGACCUCAUCCCCUCUGAAUCUGACCCCGACCUCUUGUGUCGCAGGAAGUCCUCCGGUCUGCUGAAGAAAACCCUGUCUGUUCAGUUGCUCAGUGUGCAGGGGUCACCUUUCUUGCAGUUGAGAAAGUCGUCAUCAGUUCAAAGUUUCGGGUCAGAACAGAAGAAGAAGAAGGAUCGUUCAGCUGACUACAGACCAGCUGCUGAGCAGUUCCUGCAUCGGUGUCUCAGUCUCGAGGAUGUUGGUUGCCCAUCUUCAGUCCGUUCUGUUGGUCGAGUUCUUCAGGUUUGUUCUGAUGGAACGUUUCUGUUGGAGGUCGGUCAACUGAAGAACCGACUGUAUGGAUUCAUAAUCAGCAGAGGGAGAGGACGCCCCGACUCUGGUGUAUAUGUGGAGGACAUGGUGGACAGCAGCACUGAGAAGUUGUACGCUGGCCUGCUGGAGGUUGGAGAUGAGAUCCUGGAAGUAAACGGGGAGAAGGUGGCCUGUCUCAGUCUGGACCAGGUGACCCACCUUCUGACCCAGAACACUACGGCAACCAUACGGGUGCUCCGGCACAGGAGGACAAUUCCACGGUGAAUGUAGCACUGACCGAUUACAACCACUAUAUACCACUAUACUAUCUGAGGGUAACUACCUGAACCUUACUUCAAACACCUUUGAGAACUAAAACUCCAGAGCACGUUGAUAACAAAUUGAACUGAACUGAUGAUUCAUGAUGACUCAUUAUGAUCACCUGUGUUUACCUGUGAAAUGACUAGUAGUUUAUAAGAGAGCUACAGAUGUGAUGAACAUUUGUUUUUAAGUCUGUUGUAACAUUGAAACAUAAAGUUCAGUUUGUUUUAAGGAAAAA
Molecule: messenger RNA, 2138 nt
Organism: Dicentrarchus labrax (European seabass)
Lineage: Eukaryota; Metazoa; Chordata; Actinopteri; Moronidae
Exons: 7
Coding region: 74-1864 (596 amino acids)
Biological process (GO): establishment or maintenance of cell polarity; centrosome cycle; regulation of cellular localization
Cellular component (GO): cell cortex; apical plasma membrane; nucleus
Molecular function (GO): protein kinase C binding
Source: RefSeq, a predicted model, not a curated record